Messenger RNA from Cladophialophora immunda, 539 nucleotides. RefSeq lists its product as uncharacterized. The transcript has 3 exons. The record is from RefSeq and is a predicted model, not a curated record. Lineage: Eukaryota; Fungi; Ascomycota; Eurotiomycetes; Chaetothyriales; Herpotrichiellaceae. The coding region runs from base 168 to 539 and encodes 123 amino acids.
CAGGUUUGAAGACUCACCUCGAGUGGUGUGAGUACUGAGAGGUGAUUACCUGGGAAUGUACCGAGUUGCCAGUGUUGUCUUCCUCGUUGUUACGCAACCGUCACUCAACUGCCCUCCCGGAGUCGAUUCAGCGUCAGUGGCCCCCCAACACCUCCAGCCUGCUCACCAUGGUGGUAGUACAUAUCGUGCUCUUCAAAUUUCGCGACGACACCAGUGAGGCCACCAAGAGCGUCUUCCUCUCCGAGCUCAAGAAACUCAAGCAGCUGCCCUGUGUGGUCGACCAGAAACUCGUUGUCGGAGGGCCCUCGAUCACGACGCCCGCAUCGCGCAGCAAAGGCUUCCACUACUGUCUGCUAAGUUAUCAUAAAGACCGGGCUGCGUUGGAUGAAUACCAGGCGAGUCCGGAGCAUCAUCACGUGACCAGUACUUACAUGUGGCCAUUCAACGACGAUCUGAUGAGGUUCGACUUUGAGACUGCGGACGAUUCCAUUCUCGGCUCGACGGUUUCCGCAGCCCUUGCCUCCGUUGCUGCGUCCUAA